GAGGAUAAAGCAAGAUGGCGUCUGACGGUGAAGACGUUAUUGCAGUCGUCACAGUUCAGUGUUCUUAAUCUGUGCCUCCAUGUACACAUAUAUGUCCUUUAUUACACUCUAGUAAAUAGAGUAAACAUCGUUAAUAACUGUUUGCAUCCGGUUAUAUUAGUCUGAGCGCACUUUGAUGCUUCUCCAGCUAGCUUAGCUUGCUAGUUAGCUUAGCUUGUUAGCUGCUAACAAAGAGAGGCGGAAGUGAUCAAAACACAUCGCUAAGCAGAGAUCAAGUGUGAGUGUAAAGUGUUGUGAUUGUGUGAAAAUGUGCGAAAGAACCAUAGCAGAGUACGAGGAGGAACUUUGUCCAACAAAAGAGGAGAAGGAGCGACAACAUCAAAAACAUCAAGUUGCGUUACACAGAACAGACAUCCAUCAGCGGAUUGGACACCAAGAAGAAUGUCUCCCUCAUCUGCAGGGGGACUGUUUCACUUCAGAGGAUCCACAGCCCUCACAUUUUAAAGAGGAAGAGGAGGGAGAGUGUCCUGUAGGGCAGGAGGAGGCUGAUCUCAGCAAGUUUCCACUGACUGUUGUCUCUGUGAAGACUGAAGAGCAUGAAGACAAACCACCUGAGUCCUCACAGCUUCAUCGCAGUCCAAACGUCUGUGAAGAGGAAGAGGAGGAACACAGCAUCAGUCAAGAAUGGUUGGAGAAGUCACAUGUGUUUGUGAAGAGUGAAGAUGAUGAGGUCAAAGGUGAGAGUGAGGAGAGGGGAGGGGGGGAGCCUCCAAGCAGCAGCUCAACUCAACACAUGACAACAGAAGCUGAUGGAGACCACUGUGGAGGAUCACAAGCAGACAAGCCUUUUUCCUGCUCAGAAUGUGGUAAACGUUUUGAAAGAAAUCAAAGUUUAAAUGUACACAUGAGAACACACACUGGUGAAAAACCUUUUUUAUGUCCAAUCUGCGGUAAAGAGUUUAAUCGAAGCCACCAUCUCACGGCACACAUGAGAACACACACUGGAGAAAACCCUUUUUCAUGUUCAAUCUGCGGUAAAGAUUUUAAUCGAAGGCACCAUCUCAGGGCACACAUGAGAAUACACACUGGAGAAAAACCUUUUUCAUGUUCAAUCUGCGGUAGAGAUUUUACUCAAAGGAACCGUUUCAAAAAACACAUGAAAAUACACACGGGAGAAAAACCUUUUUCCUGUUAAGAAUGUGGUAAACGUGUAGUUUAAAAGUACACGUCAAAACACACACUGGUGAAAAACCUCUUAUAUGUUCAGUUUGCAGUAAAAGUUAUAUAGAAAGACAGCAAUUAAAAUCACACAUGAGAACGCACUCUGGUGAAAAACAAUACUCUUGUUCCAGCUGCAACCAAAGCUUCGGUCACAUAAAAACUCUUACAGUACCCAUGAGAACACACACAGGUGAGAAAGUGUUGAGAUGCAGUGUGUGUGGUGAAAGAUUCUCUUCUAAGUCCCAGUGUAAGAAACACAAGUGUGCUGGUGAGAACAGCAGCAGCAAAUGAAGAUGCAGGAUUUGAAAUAAACUGUCAAAACUUUGUAAACUUUGACUUUCUAACAACAUCAGCACAUAUAACAUGUGUGACAUCAUUGUUGUGUGUGUAACACAAUCUUGUUAAUAUGAUUCUAACAUUUAUAGAUUAGACACUUCAGAUUAGUGCUUUUAUUUCUGUCAAGUACAUGAGUUAAUAUACACCUUUGUGUACUUUAAAAUGAACAGAACAAUUUAACUGAAAGGGUGAGAAUAAACAGUACAUAAAAGAUGUUACAUACAAUAAACUUUUAUACUUAUUCAUAAGAGUGUUUUAUAUGUUUUUGAAAUAAUAACAUGUUACAUAUUUUGUUUUCUAAUAGUAGAUGAUUCCAUAGAUCAGUGGUUCUCAACCUUGAAAAUGUUUUUAAUUCCAGCACCCCCUAUUCAGAGCAAAGCAAUUUUGGUUGAAAAAAAGAGAUAAAGAAGUAAAAUAAAGCAUUAUGUCAUCAAUUUCUGAUUUAUAAAAUUGUAUAACAGGAAUGAAUAUUCUUCAUUUUUGUUGUGGUCUUUCUUGAACUAUCUGGGGAAAAAAAGAUAUAAAAAUAACUAAAAACUUGUUGGAAAAUAAACAAGUAAUUCAAUUAUAAAUAAAGAUUUUUACGCAUAAAAGUAAUUAACUUAAAGUGCCCUCUUUGGGGAUUGUAAUAGAGAUCCAUCUGGAUUCAUCAACUUAAUUCUAAACAUUUCUUCACCAAAAAAUAAAUCUUUAACAUCAAUAUUUAUGGAACAUGUCCACAAAAAAAUCUAGCUGUCAACACAGAAUAUUGCAUUGUUGCAUUUCUUUUCACACUUUAUGAAGUUACAUUCAUAUUUUGUUGAAGUAUUAUUCAAUAAAUAUAUUUAUAAAGAAUUUUUGAAUUGUUGCUAUUUUUAGAAUAUUUUUGAAAAAUAUCACAUACCCCUUAGCAUACCUUCAAGUACCCCCAGGGGUACACGUACCCCCAUUUGAGAACCACUGCCAUAGUUGAACUCCUUUAUAUGAUGUACAUAUUUGUUUUACAUGUGUUCAUACUUUUGCUUUUGAGUACACAUAAAUCCCUCUUAGUUCAUAUUUACUGGUUCACAUCUGAAACAUCUUCUGGACCACUUCUGGAAGCAUAUUAUUAUUUACUUUAUACAUCAUUUGAACAGUUUUCUUUUAUACAAUUUUAAAAUGUGUGACUUUAUGGAUCAUUUGUUGGGUCUUUGUAAUCCAUUCUAUUAAUCAUCUUUAUUACUCUCUUGUGUAAUAUGAAUAUUGUUGUGUGAUUGUUUUAUAUGUAUGUCCCCAGACCUUUAUGCAAUAAACAAUGUAUGCUUCAACUAAAUAAAUGUAGUUAAUA
Molecule: messenger RNA, 2863 nt
Organism: Nerophis ophidion (straightnose pipefish)
Lineage: Eukaryota; Metazoa; Chordata; Actinopteri; Syngnathiformes; Syngnathidae
Product: gastrula zinc finger protein XlCGF48.2-like
Exons: 3
Coding region: 308-1195 (295 amino acids)
Biological process (GO): regulation of transcription by RNA polymerase II
Molecular function (GO): RNA polymerase II cis-regulatory region sequence-specific DNA binding; DNA-binding transcription factor activity
Source: RefSeq, a predicted model, not a curated record